Messenger RNA from Ilex paraguariensis (yerba mate), 411 nucleotides. NCBI's taxonomy places the organism in Eukaryota, Viridiplantae, Streptophyta, Magnoliopsida, Aquifoliales, Aquifoliaceae. The record is from the annotation of a GenBank genome assembly.
AUGAAUAUCUGUGUUUUGAAUGAAGAGUUGAUUAAUUCAGUACUUAAUGGCUCAUCAGGACUGAACUCUGCCGCUUCAGCGAUGCCAAGAUAUAACUUGGCAGAGGCAUCAGAUUUGUUCGCUCAGACUAGCAGGGAUUUCACAAACCCGUCUCCGCCUUCAGAACAGAAGGGCAGAUUCUCACAAGAUUACAAUCAAGUGAUCAGUAGCUACACCAUUGAGCGUUGGAAUGAGAUAGUCAUUGCUACACCAUUGAUAUGGACGAAGAGCACCAUUUUCGAGGCAAAGGCUGAUGCUAGAGCUUCACGACUUGUCCAUAGCAAGCUGGUACCCACUUUAUGUGUAGUCUUCAAUUUCCAGGUGCUUCCAGGUUUAUAUGGUUCUUCAAUGCAUUCAGCAACUUAUGAGUAG